UAACGUUUCACGUGAUAAAGAAAUCGCUCCAAGAAUUCGUAAUACAAUUUGAUAUAACGAAAUAUAAAAUACCGAAUAUAAUACUUUCAUCCGUUGGAAAAGAUUAAUAUAACCAUUUAUAAAAUAACAUAACGGAAUAGAACAGUGUGUAACACUUGAUGGAAAAAAAUCAACGAAGGAUCGAAACUUGUGCGAGUGUAAUUAAUCAUUUGUGAAUAAUUUUGGUCAGAUUCGUCGAUAUUUGUGCGAUUCUCGAUUUUCGUACAACAGCGACGUAACGAGUCAGGAUAUAAAUGCGAUGUGGAUUAUCGAAUUUCACUCUUGAAAUAUUAAUUAAACGCGAUAUCGUGCGUGUUGUUCAAAGGGGAACGAUCCGUCUUGCGUUAUGCGUUAAUUAAUCAACUUCAAUGACGGAUAGUUGGUUGAGAAACGCAGAUGAUGAUUUUCCACUCUUCUUCCGAGACGUUUAUUUCCAUCGAACGAUAGCGCGCUCGAAAACGGAAAAAAAAUAUUUUGUAUAUCCUCGAAAUACUUUUAAAAUCUAUUUAUUCAUCGAUAAAUCGAAUCGAAUUAGAGAGAAAUAACGAAAAAAUAAAAUCAACUUAUCAAAUAAACUUUCGUUUAUUUUAUAAUUAAAUAAAUCUUUAAUUCUUAUAAAUUAUACUAUUGACAUUAAAAAAAAAAAAAAGAAAUCCAUCUGAAAACUGGCAAUUUAUCCGAAAAAUUUCAAGACAAGGCUCAGCCGGUAAGCGAGAAAUCAAGAGAUCAUCCUUCGGACAGGGAGGACCUGUGGUCCAAGUGCGCAGGAACGGUGAGCCAAGAGAAGGGGAAAGCCACGAUCGACGGCCACCUUCGUGGCCGCGGCUGGAUUGCGCACACGCGUGCAAUUUCCCGGGAAUCGGGUCUUUCCGGGUCUCCGACACUGUUCUUCCUCGUUCGGCUCACUCGAGUGUCCGACGCGCGACACGGCAACAGGUGACGGGUCGAGCGAUCCUUCGAAAUCAUCGUAAAAUAUCACUGUCUCUGUAAUCACAAACGUGUGUCACGAUCCACGUUGUGCUCGAAUCGAUCAUCGAGUGAACGAAGAGGGUUGUCUCGAUUUUUCGUUCGCUUCGACUUUUUUCAUCGUCCCGAUAUCUUCGGUUUUGGUUGGAGAGGAAUCGAGGAAAAGAAGAGAAAGAGAGAGAGAGAAAGAGAAAAAAGAGAGAGAAAAAAGAAACGGAAAGAUUCAGCGAGAGAAAAUGAGCGUCGAAGACGCCAUCAACUAUAAGCCUAGCGAGGAAGAGGAUUACUAUGCUCUGCUGUCGUGCGACGAGUCCUCGACGGUGGAACAGAUCACGGCGGAGUACAAGCUGCUGGCUCUCCAAUAUCAUCCCGACAAGAACGAAGGGGACAAGGAGGCUGAACGAAAAUUCCAGCAAUUGAAGCAUGCGAAGGAGGUUCUCUGUGACCCCGAGCAAAGGAGCAAAUACGACAAAUGGAGGCAUAGCGGGAUCGCCAUCAGCUACAAGCAGUGGCUCGGUUUGAAGGACAGCGUGCACCAGUCGAUGCACUGGAGCACACCGAAGACGAAGGAUCGCAUGCUGCAGGACGGUUCCGAGGAGGGGGCCGGUUCACCGGGCCACGCGGGCAAGGGUCAGUCGACGAACGCCCACAGAAGAGCAUCGGAGGGAGGGGCGAACAUCUACUACGGGGCCCGCCGCGAUCUUGGCUGGGACUCGGAGGCGCCGAGCGAGGUGGUGAACAAGUUUCGCAACUACGAGAUCUAAAAGUCGAGUCGAGGUGGCGAUUUCUCCCCUCCUAUGUCCCCGUUACGGGAGGGGGGUCUCUUGUGCGCGUGUGUCCAACCUCAAAAACCAUGGGACGAAGAAGAUGAAAUCGUUGACAUCACUCGCCGACAUCAUCGCCUCUCGUGGGAUUUGUGAUCGGCCAAUUAUUAAAUUCCGAGUUAUUAAAUUCGGUUUAUCCGGUUGGCUUCCUUUUGUUUCGUAAUCGAGAAUUUUUUUUUUUCUUUUUUUUUUUAGAAGAGGAUAAGGUAAGGGAUGUAAGUAUGUAAGCUUGUUUCCAGGGAAAUUGUUGUGUGAAAAUUGUGAAUAAGUGGAGAACGGUUGAUGAGAGAGUGAAAUUCGAAAGAUCAAAUAUCAAUCGAAUAAAUGAGACGAGAGAUCGUCUGGAAGAAGGGAAAAGAUGAUGUAUAGAUUUUUUUUCCUUUUCUUUUUCUUUCUCGCGAUUCCUUUCAAAAAGGGAAUCCUUCAAGAGGGAAAUUAAAUUAAAUAGUUGUUUCUACUAACGUAACGUUGCUCGCCAAGUGAAGAAUUCACUUAAGUGGUCCAGUUUUCGUAUUUGUCACAUUAUCAAUUUUCGAUUAAAAUCAAAACUGGAAAACCGACCGAUUAACUUGGGUAACUUCUUGUAUCGUCGAGUAGCUAGAGGAAAGAAAGAAAGAAAGAAAAAAAGAAAAAUAAAUAAAUAAAUAAAUAAAUAAAAAAAGUAACUCGUUGUUUCUACUGUAUAUCGAGUACCACGAGUAUAUUCGUCAGUGUCAAAAAAUACUCGAACAGUUUAAUCACAGUGUGAAUCGAAGAGAAAAAAAGUAAGGAGAAAGGAGAGGAGGAGAGCACGAACAUAUCGAAGUAUAUUUUCGAACGAUGGCUCGAGCGUUCGAGGCUUGGAUAAAUUGUUCGAGUAUGAUUAUUCGACUGUCGAGCAAAUCGAUGAUCGGCGCACUUGUACCUGUGUCAAACGCAAAAUAUAAAUAUAUAUCGUUUUUCUCUCGACCACACUUGUGAUUGUUCAAAACGAAAUCGUAACCGGUAAUAAUAUAAUGAUAGUUCUCGCGUUAUUAUUCCUUGAUAGUGUUGUAUCCCUUCCGUAUUUCGAUCAAUCCUUUCGCUUUUAUUCCGAAUAAAAAUUUCACGAGGAAAAAAAAAAAGAAAAAAGAAAAAGAAUCGAUCGGACGAAACGUUUAUGACUUCGACCUCAUCAUCAGACGUAGACUGAAAAAAAAGGGGAACAAUAACAUAACAAAGAAACGGUGGAUCAAUUUUGCGACGAACAAUCCAAAAAAAAAAAAAAAAAAAGAAAAUGUUCGAACCGAUCCCCCUUGUGAAAAUUCGCGAAUUUUUUCUCCGAAAGGUUUGAUUGAUACUAUUACGCGUACGAGCGAAAGGAUUGAACGAUAUUCCUUGAUUAAUUUUCACUCUCGUUCAUGGUUAAAUAGGAUUUCGUGUCACGACAGCGAGUUACAUAUUUAUAUAUUUCCUUCGUAUCUUCUUUUAUUUUCUUUUCUUUUUUUUUUUCUUCUUCCUCGAUAACCGAUUAGUUUUCGUUACUUUAUUUGUAUUAUCCGUAUAAUAUAACAAUGCGUGUAUUAGGUGGUUGAAAAAGUUGCGUCGGUUAAUCGUUAUUAUAUCUAAUAAUUUUCCUUCUAAUUCGCUUGAUUUUAUCUUUUAAAGAUAUUUUAAAAUCGAGGUAUUGCUUUUGGUAUCUCUUUCCUUUGAUCGUUGAGAGAGAGAGAGAGANAGAGAGAGAGAGAGAGAGAGAGAGAGAGAGAGAGAGAGAGAGAGAGAGAGAGAGAGAGA
Messenger RNA from Apis laboriosa (Himalayan honeybee), 3581 nucleotides. It is a transcript of the gene jdp, whose product is annotated as J domain-containing protein. The transcript has 4 exons. NCBI's taxonomy places the organism in Eukaryota, Metazoa, Arthropoda, Insecta, Hymenoptera, Apidae. The record is from RefSeq and is a predicted model, not a curated record. Bases 1242 to 1769 code for a protein of 175 amino acids. Gene Ontology annotation, cellular component: cytoplasm.